This is a messenger RNA of Melanaphis sacchari, 702 nucleotides long. RefSeq lists its product as uncharacterized. Gene Ontology annotation, molecular function: protein dimerization activity. NCBI's taxonomy places the organism in Eukaryota, Metazoa, Arthropoda, Insecta, Hemiptera, Aphididae. The record is from RefSeq and is a predicted model, not a curated record. Bases 1 to 702 code for a protein of 233 amino acids. The transcript is spliced from 3 exons.
AUGAAUAUAAAAUGCUUUGAUCUAGAUUUACCUGAUCAUAUUGUCGUUGAAAACGUUUUCCUACAACAAAGGGUUCGACAUAGAAAACAGCAAUUUGAUGAACAAUCAGAACCUCAAGUUCUCAUGCAAGGUCUUGACAAAUUUAAAGUUGAUACGUUCCGCUGUGUUAUUGACCAAAUAUCAAUUAGUCUAAAUGAAAGAUUUUCAAAAAAUACAUCUUUAAUUGCAGAUGUCCAAUACUUACACCCUUCAUAUUUUAUGAAUAUUAAAAAUACAAUGCCUCCAAAUGCACGCAAAUUAAUUGGAAACUUAAUAAAUGUCGACUUUAAAGUACUACAAAAUGAGUUAUUAAGUUUUUCAAGAAUUUUUCCAAAUAUUAUUGCUGAAAGUAAUGAACUAUUAUAUGAUGAAGAUGAAAACAAUCUUAAUAUUAAAGCUAAACAUACAAUUGAAGAAUGCAAUCAAUGUUUAAUCUCAUAUGAGUAUACGUUGACACUUUCUUUUACUCAAGUUAAUUGCGAAAGAGCUUUCAGUAAAUUAAAACUUAUUAAAACAAGGCUGCGAUCUACAUUAGAACAAGAAAAACUGGAAGCAUUUAUGAUGAUGAGUGUAGAAAAAGAACUUUUAUAUGACGUGAAGUUUGAAGAAAUUCUUACUUAUAUUAAAAAUAGUUCAUCAUUAAUGAACAAGAUGUUAACAUAA